Molecule: messenger RNA, 492 nt
Organism: Symbiodinium sp. CCMP2592
Lineage: Eukaryota; Dinophyceae; Suessiales; Symbiodiniaceae
Source: the annotation of a GenBank genome assembly
AUGUCCAUCGGUGGCACAGCAGCCGGCCGCAUCACCAUGGAGCUGCGUGCAGACGUUGCCCCAAAGACUGCGGAGAAUUUCCGCGCACUGUGCACUGGUGAGAAGGGCACGGGAAAGUCUGGAAAGCCGCUUCAUUUCAAGGGCAGUGCCUUCCACCGUGUGAUCCCGGACUUCAUGUGCCAGGGCGGUGACUUCACAGCUGGCAACGGAACCGGCGGCGAGUCCAUCUACGGCAGCAAGUUUGCGGAUGAGAACUUUACCCUGAAGCACAGCGGCCCUGGUAUCUUGUCCAUGGCCAACGCCGGUCCCAACACCAACGGCUCGCAGUUCUUCUUGUGCACAGUGAAGACGCAGUGGUUGGACGGCAAGCACGUGGUCUUUGGCGCCGUGACUGACGGCAUGGACGUCGUGAAGAAGAUCGAGGCAGUCGGAUCCCAAUCCGGAAAGACCUCCAAGCCCGUCGUCAUCGCCGACUGCGGACAGUUGGCAUAG